UCUUUCCUCUUCUCCUAACAAAACCAAAAGACAACGCAUCGAACCCUAACAUCAGAAAAUUCGAACGUUAGAUUAAACAGGAGCGCAUCGGAGAAUGUCGUGUACCGUUGCGAUCUCUAACUCCCCGGUGUUCUCACCGUCCAGGGUUCCCUCUUCUCUCUUCUGCAAAUCCUCCUCCUCUCCCGACAAAACUCUAUCCCUAACCCUGUCUCCUUCCUCCUCCUCCUCUUCUCUGUCGUCGUCUCCGUCUUCGCCGCUGAGACUCAGGCUCCAGAAGCCCCCCAGUGGCCUCAACCGAGCGUCCAUCGAUGCCGUGGUUUCGGCUUCGUCUCCGCCGUCGCUGCUAAAGAGGAAGCGGCCCGCGAGGCUCGAUAUUCCGGCCUCGUCUGUCGGAUUCUCCGGUGGCGGUGCUGCUACUCCGACGACCGUGGGGGAGAGAAGGCCGGUGGUGGAGUUUGACGGCGAUGGGGACGGGUACUCCGUGUGUUGCAAGAGGGGGAGGCGAGAGGCCAUGGAGGAUCGAUAUUCGGCUGUCGUCAAUCUUCAAGGAGAUCCCAAACAGGCUUUCUUUGGCAUUUUUGAUGGGCAUGGAGGUGCAAAGGCUGCUGAAUUUGCAGCAGAGAAAUUGGAUAAGAACAUUUUACAUGAAGUUGAAAGAAGAGAUGAAAAAGAAAUAGAGGAGGCUGUUAAACAUGGGUACUUGAAGACAGAUUCUGAAUUCCUGAGGGAAGAAUUCCGUGGUGGAUCAUGCUGUGUCACAGCACUGAUAAGGAAUGGCAAUCUCGUGGUGUCCAACGCUGGUGACUGCCGUGCCGUAUUGAGCCGAGGAGGAACUGCCGAGGCCCUUACCUCCGAUCACCGGCCUUCUAGAGAAGAUGAGAAGGAAAGAAUUGAGGCCACGGGUGGCUAUGUGGAUUGUUGCCAUGGAGUGUGGAGAAUUCAGGGAUCCCUGGCUGUGUCCCGAGGAAUUGGUGAUCGACACCUAAAACAAUGGGUAACAGCUGAGCCAGAAACAAAAGUGCUUCAAAUGGAACCCGAUUUUGAGUUCUUAAUCCUUGCUUCUGAUGGCUUGUGGGAUAAGGUUAGUAAUCAAGAAGCGGUAGAUAUUGCCCGGCCUCUGUGCAUCGGCACCCACAAGCCAGAACUGCUCUCGGCUUGUAGGAGGCUCACAGCCCUCUCUUCCUCGCGAGGCUGCAUGGACGACAUUAGUGUGAUGCUGGUUCUAUUGGGACGCUUAUAACUUGAUGGCCCGGGGCCAGUACGAUCGCUAAAAUAGAUGCCUAACAAACUGAAGAUUCUUUGCUUGCAAUCGCUUCUCUCGCCGGUAAAUUGCAAGGCUCACUCACCAACUCAUUCAUUCUUUAGUCGCUAUCUGGGGGGGGGGAGGGAUCAUAUUCGUUUUUGACGAUGACAGUGGAAGCUCUGGGAGUUAGCCUAGUAUAGUUAAUUCUGACCAUUUCUGCUGGAACUAGUCGCGCCUGUAGCUCUGUAACUAGUCAGUGAUCUAAAUAAAUUCUCAGUUGGAUUAUUCUCA
Molecule: messenger RNA, 1534 nt
Organism: Diospyros lotus (date-plum)
Lineage: Eukaryota; Viridiplantae; Streptophyta; Magnoliopsida; Ericales; Ebenaceae
Product: probable protein phosphatase 2C 25
Exons: 4
Coding region: 95-1240 (381 amino acids)
Biological process (GO): protein dephosphorylation
Molecular function (GO): protein serine/threonine phosphatase activity; cation binding
Source: RefSeq, a predicted model, not a curated record